UUCUCAAAUUUUUUUGUGCUUCUGCAGCUGACCUCUAGUCCAGAAUCUUUGCCGACGCAUUGCUGUCAUUACAGGGACUCGGCAUCUUCAGGCACCAAUAAUUAUAUCUGUUUACGACUCAAUAAUCUUUCAUUGUCACAUAUUGGGUCUAUUGAGAAAUUACUGUGGGUCCAAAUGUUAGACCUCAGCCACAACCAACUUAGCUCAAUUGAAGGAUUGCAGGCUAUGCAGCUUCUUUCUUGCUUGAACCUCAGUAACAACAAAAUGGGUAGUUUUUCUGCCCUGGAGCCUUUAAAACUGCUAAAGUCAUUGAAAGUGUUGGAUAUCUCAUACAAUGAAAUCGGUGCACACGCUGUCGACACAAGAAGGUACUUGUGCUCUUCUCCCCUCUCCCAUAUAGUAGGAAGUGAUUGGAAUUUUGGUGAAUUUGUAAUUAGUGGUGUCAGUGUGACAAAUUACUGGGAAGCGUUUGCAAUUUUUAAAGACUCGAAGUUGACACAAUUAGACAUUAUUGGGAAUGUUGUUGCUGAAGAAGAGUUUAAGUUGUUUCUGGUUAAGAUAUUACCUACGCUUAAUUGGCUCGAUGGUGUAGAACUGCAUUGAUUCUACAUUCCUUAUCAUGUUUCUCAAACGGU
Molecule: messenger RNA, 635 nt
Organism: Camellia sinensis
Lineage: Eukaryota; Viridiplantae; Streptophyta; Magnoliopsida; Ericales; Theaceae
Source: RefSeq, a predicted model, not a curated record